AUGAGUAACAAGCUUUGGGAGUGUUUCAUUCAAGAUGAUGUCGAGCGGUUCCAGCGGUGUCUGGCGAACGCGACGUUCGCGGGGCCACGAGCUGUAGGGGGCUCCGGAGGGACCUCCAGAGCUGCGACAAACCUCCCAUCGAAGGCUGGAAGUCCCGGGUCCAUGAUUGCUUCAUCUCCGAAUACACCAAGAAGUAAGAAAAUCCUAGAAUCAUCAUCUGGAACCUCUGUGCCUGACCGGGCGGCUCUCCCGGGCGGGAGCGCGACUUUGUCGCGUGCCGACAUUAAUGCGCGUGAUCACUACGGCCGUACACUGCUGCAUCAUGUCGCUUCGUCCUCGAAACCUACCGCCUUCAAGUUCGCACGCGCUUUGUUGAAAGUUCCGUUUGUCGAUAUAUAUGCGCAGGACUGGGAGAGUGGAUGGACAGCUUUGCAUCGUGCUCUUUACGCCGGGAACGCCACAAUUGCCCUGGCGCUCAUGGCGCGCGACUUGCAGGAUAUGACGGAUUUCAGUAAAGGUGGUAAUGCGAGCCAUCCGAGUGGUGGCCUGAUCAAGAUCAAGGACCGUGAGGGUUGCAGUCCCUUUGACGUCUUCGGCGCGACUAUCAGAGCCCGUGAUAUUAAGCAUCUCUCUGAGGACUGGCCGAACUCAGAUCUUGAUGAUGAUAUUUUGGGCAGCGAUGCUGCUUCAAAUGCUGCCUCAAUCUUCGGCGAUGAUAGGGAAGAUGGACCAUACGCUCUCAGGAGUGUCAUAAAAGGGGCCGUGGAUAUUUCUGCCGAUGAAGUUUUCACACUGGGAAGCAACAAAAACCUCAACCUUGGUUUAGGAGAUCAGGAUGAUAGACAGUUUCCCGAGCGCAUCUCAUUGCAGCGUCCCGAACAUCUUUUGCAUCGAUUUUACCGUGAAUACCAAGAAAACUUGGAACACCAAGGGAUUGAGGAUAGCGUCCCCGAGGGUAAAUCGACCGAGCUGCCCAUUUUGAUCACAAACAAGCCAAUGAAGUUUCGAGACAUCAUCAUGUCCAAACUGCAUACUGCCAUAAUCACAGAUGACCCCGAGGCUAAUCUGUUCAUGUGUGGGUUUGGACCUGGAGGACGACUAGGAACAGGGGAUGAGUCAACACGGUUCACCUUUGUUUGUAUUGAAACGGGUGGACUAGAGGGAAAGAAAGUCGUAUCGGCGGCUUUGGGUCAGGACCAUAGCCUGGCAAUCACCGAGCAGGGUGAGAUUUUCAGCUGGGGAAGCAACAAGUUCGGACAACUUGGCUAUGGUCUGCCCAGGACAAGCAACAAAAACGACGUUCCUAUCCAGACGACUCCCCGCCAGAUCUUCAACCCGUUCAAGAAAGAAACGAUCGUAGGCGCAGCAGCGUCAUCUAUCCACUCUGUGGUCUUCAGUACGUCAGGUCUCUACACGUUUGGCAAGAACGAAGGUCAGCUUGGCUUGGUCGAUUCCGAUGCACGCUCGCUGGAGAUACAAACAACACCGCGGCGCGUUGGAGCAUCCCUUUUCAAUUGUCCCAUCAAGAUGGUGUCCGCCAUUGACCGUGCUACAUCAGUGCUUCUGCAAAACCAUGAAGUCUGGGUCUUCUCAUCAUAUGGCUAUUCAAAGCUCUCGUUCCCACUGGAGGUGAGCUCCAGAUUCAUCAGGGAUAGCUUCAUGGUAACCCGAUACGACAAGACUGCGAAUCGUGUCGUCAAGAUUGUAUGCGGAGGCAACACCAUAUGUGCAUUAUCCAGCUCUGGUGAUGUGUUCACCGUUCAAGUCAAUCAGUCCGAUAGUUCAUCGGCUUUGACGUCCACGACCAACCCUGCAAAGAUUCGGAAUUCGUUAGCCACACCUGUUCGAGCAUGGUCCGUUAAGAAAUCAGACAUGGCAGUGAGUGACGUUGAUGUUGGACAAGACGGUUCGAUUAUUAUUUGUACAACAUCUGGAUCAGCGUGGAGAAAAGAGCGGCGGACAAAGAAUAAGGAGGGAGCCUCGAAAGACUACAAAUUUGCCCGCAUACCUGGUCUCUCCCGGGCAGUGGCAGUGCGUAGCAAUGCUUUUGGGGCCUACGCUGUCGCUCAACGUGACUGCGAAGUGACCAGAGAACAAAUCCAUGUCGAGCAAAGCAGCCUUUGGGAGGAUAUGUUGCCACUGUCUCCAUUUUCAGUCCCAGGCAUGGAAGAGUUGGACUCGAUCCUCGAAGAUGACGCUCAGGAUAUGCCUCUUGUACUGUCAUCCGGAAAAAGUAUCCAAAGAGCAAUACUUUCGUCUUCGAACAUGGAAAGCCAAUUUCUUUCUGUGUGGACUGAGGGGACUGUUUGGCUGACCAGCUCCCUAUCUGACUCGUGUAUUCCUGUUCAUGAGUUUCUCAUAUCUGGUCGUAGUCCCAUGUUGGGAAAGGCAUUGGCUGAAUUUCGGCAGUCCCUUUCUUCGUCCAUCCCAGAUAUUCUUGAUAUAGGAUAUGGGAAGGAUGGACAUCCUCAGAUCCGCCUCCAAGGUGUUGAUUUCUUGACCGUUAUGAAUGUGGUCUUUUUCCUUUACACGGAUGGAAUUCUUGAUGUCUGGCGCCUGGCAAGGAGUUCGCCCGCAAACUCGGCCCGUUUCCGGCAGGUUCGCACUGAAGUUAUGCGGGUUUCUAUGCAACUAGGUCUGCCAGCGCUCGAGCGGGCAGCGCGGCUGAUGGUCGAGCCGCAAAGAAGCCUAAAAACAGAUAUGGCUCAUGCCAUCAACCACUCAUUCAUGUUCGAUAGCGCAGACGUGACUGUGCAGCUUAACGGCGAUACAAUCAAAGUGCACAGCCAAAUUGUGUGUCAGAGAUGUCCGUUCUUUGACACUCUUUUCCAUGGUUAUGCGGGGGGAAGAUGGCUAGUCUCUCGCAAAAUGGAUCCAAACCAGAGUCUACAUGUCGACUUGAAGCACAUUGAUCGCUCGACAUUUGAAUUUGUCCUGCGUUACCUUUACGCCGAUACAGAAGAACGGCUCUUUGAUGAAGUCCGGAUCAAAGAUCUUGAUGAUUUCAUUGACUUGCUUCUGGAUGUGAUGUUUGUGGCAAAUGAGCUAAUGAUCGACCGACUGUCUCAGGUGUGUCAGAAGAUGCUUGGUCGAUUCGUUACAACGCGCAACGUAUGCUAUUUGCUCAAUUCUAUUGCCCCUUGCUGUGUCACAGAGUUCAAGGAUGCCGCUCUGGAAUACAUCUGUCUCAAUCUCGAGGCGAUGCUCGCCAAUAGAUAUCUUGAAGAUUUGGAUCCUACUCUGCUUUGGGAGUUGGAUCUGAUCUGUCGCGAGAAUCAGCUAGCAUGCUGGCCCAUCUCCCGUGGGCGAAAUUCCGAGGAGUAUGUCUUCGAGAAAUACCCCGAAAUCGUCAGCUCUGUGGAGGCAGAUAAGCAACGAAGGAUCGAUGCCAUGACUUUGCAGUCCCGUUUUGGUCGUCUCGAGCCUUGUGAUGCGGGAGCCCGGUCAACACCCAACGAAAAGGCCAUUCUAUCUCCGUUUGUGCGCAAAGCGAAGACCAGUGUAUCCGGAGGAUCACCAAAUGUUGGUAGUAGCCCAACUCUGAAGCCGAGGGAUUCGGUUGGGGAUCUAAUGUUUCAAAUGGACGAUGAGACCUUCAUGUCGCCGAGUGCGUCGAAAGGCAAGGGCGCCAUGCGUGGGCUGAGAUUCACAGAAGGUAUACCUGAAGACCGAUCAUACCCUGGCUCCUCAGCUUUGGGGGCAAGUAUCCCAGAGGCCGAGUCCUUCGGCGAUCGUUUUGACUUGAAGGAUCAAAUGUCUUCCCCGCAAGACCCGCUACUGGCACAGUCCCCAUCUGAAUCCAGGGCAAUAAUCAGAAACCAAAAACAAGCUCUGGCCUCAUCCUCUAAACCCUCUUCUGCGCCAUGGACUUCGCCAAUGAUUUCGAGUUCCAAGAAGGAUAUCAAAGAAAUCAUGGGAGAAGCAUUACAGUCUCGGGUAUCAAACCUCACGCUGGGCAUGGUAGAUCGACGCGAAAGCAGUGGUAAUUUUGUGCCCAAGAUGUCCCAAAAAGAGCGAAAGAAGAUCCAGCAACAAAAGAUACAAGAUCAGCUGGCUGCCCAGCAGAAGGCGAAGGAUGUACCGCAGAACCCCUGGCAGAAACCAGCAGCUUCCUCUCCAACCUCGCUCCCUCAAUUUGGCCCUCUGCCAGGUCAAAUCGCCCCGGCUUCUGGGGCCGUUAAAGCUUCACCUCAAAGGCCCAUGACUAUGCGGCAGACUGUGGCCGGCACGCCACAGCCAAAGUCCGAAACAGUGGCUACACCGAUGCAAACACAACGCCGCAGUGUGUCAGGCAAUUUACAGCUCUCUUCGCAUUCAAAAUCUUCCACAAUGGGACCUUCGACAGCGACAUAUAACAAUCAACCAACAUCGCCACAGCCAGCCAUCCAGUCAAUUCGUCACAUCCCACGACCUGACCUAGCAGGGUCACGAUCUCCAUCCUCUGGCUCGUACUCUUUAUCGGCUAUUUUGCUCCAGCAACAGACCGAAAAGGAAGCAAUCCGCGAAGCAGCCACAGCCAAGCAUAAAAUGCAAGAGAUCCAGGCUGAGCAGGAGUUCCAGCAAUGGUGGGAUCAAGAAAGCAAGCGUGUACAAGGACUGGUAGAUCCCGAGCCAAGUGAACCUCGCCCAGGAAAGGGCGGACGAGGGGGCAAGGUGCCUGGCGCUACCGGUGGCCCUCGCAAGCGUCGAGGCACCAAGAAUACCGGUGAUGGACCUGCUCCCCAAGAUCAUCGACGCGUAUCGGCUCCAAGCUCCGGGCACACAACACUUAAAACGAAUCAGAGUGGCCAGGCUUCAAGCCAGUCUCGAAAAGUCCCAAACAAAAAUCGUGCUGGAGGUAUUGCUGGGAAUGCUAAUGGUCGUCGUGGAGGCGGUAAGCAGUGCGGUAAGGACAAGCACGACGCAUAA
Molecule: messenger RNA, 4908 nt
Organism: Penicillium digitatum Pd1
Lineage: Eukaryota; Fungi; Ascomycota; Eurotiomycetes; Eurotiales; Aspergillaceae
Product: BTB domain and ankyrin repeat protein
Molecular function (GO): protein binding
Source: RefSeq, a predicted model, not a curated record